Messenger RNA from Archocentrus centrarchus (flier cichlid), 2510 nucleotides. It is a transcript of the gene cep70, whose product is annotated as centrosomal protein 70. Gene Ontology annotation, cellular component: centrosome. Bases 143 to 1582 code for a protein of 479 amino acids. Gene Ontology annotation, biological process: regulation of microtubule cytoskeleton organization; cilium assembly. Lineage: Eukaryota; Metazoa; Chordata; Actinopteri; Cichliformes; Cichlidae. Gene Ontology annotation, molecular function: gamma-tubulin binding. The transcript is spliced from 15 exons. The record is from RefSeq and is a predicted model, not a curated record.
CCGCGCAAUUAUUUGAAUGACGGAAGAAACAAACUUGUUAUUUGAAAGUGUCUAAAACUAGUCAGGGAACUGCACGUCAACAUCUGCAGCCUGGCUCUGGAUCCUGACACCGUACUGACUGAUUUUUCGGCGGAUUGAACCGAUGGAACAGCAGGAGCAGGUGGAAUGGGAUGACCUGAACAGACUUCUGCGGCAUCGUGGUUUCAAACCGGUGUUUUUUGCAGAUCCUACUGAGAAUAAAAAUCUUGCAGAUUUGGUGCUUCUGGACAAGAAGUCAGCGGUUGAGGUGAGGACCACUCUGAGGAUGAUGCUCACAGACUCAGAGAGGUGGCAGGACCUUAUCCAGGAGCUCGUCCAGUCCAACAACCAGCUCAAAGUGGAAGUUCAGGAGCACAUGAGCCGAGCAGCUCAGCAGUCUCAGAGGGCCACGGAGCUGGAGGAACUGCUGGACAAGGUGAAGACCAGAGUCCAGGAUCUGGAGGACCGCUACCUUGGCAAGGCAGUCCAGCAGCUGGGCAGCCGCACACAGCAGCUGCAGCAAGAAAACCAGGAAGCACAGAGACAGUGCAAGAUUCUUGAGCACAAGCUGUCUAAACAGAAGGAGGAGGCAGCCCAGCUUCAGAGGAAACUCUAUUUCAUCACCAAAGGAGAAGAGCGCCGAUUGGCUCUGCAGCAUCAAACUUUUCAAAACAUCUGUAGGAAAAUGAGCCGGCAGAGCUCUCCUGCAGAUCAGCAAGUGCUGGAUGUGAUUGACUUCUAUGAGACUAAAAUGACUCUUCUUCUGGACGAGCUCAGCUUGCAAAAAGAAGACAGCACAGCUGAGAUUAGUGCGACCAUCAGUGACCAAGCCAAGGAAGCCAGGUUGCGUGCCUGCUAUCACCAUCUGUUGAAUGAGAUCCAUGCAAUCAUAACUAAUCACAAAGCUCCCUUAAGACUGCACAGAAAGAAACACUCCACUACUGGCUUGGAGCUGUCUGACUUCCAGGAUCUCCCUUCUACACUGAGAGUGUGGGCACAGCAGCUUGAUCUACUGAAGGGUCUUCAGUGCAGUUUAAAUAAAUUGUCUGUCAGACUGAUGCCCUGGCAGCCGUGGGAUGGUGAUUGUAAUACAGAUGAAGUAGUGAAGGUCGAGAACAUGAUGUUGCUAGUAGACACCAUGCUGGAGAACGUCUCUGCUGAUGAUGAGGAGGUGCUCCGAAGCCCAACUCGAUACACUCUGGGCUCCAUGGUGUCUCAUUUCCAGAAGCUGUUUGAUGUUACCUCUCUAAGUGGAGUCUACCCCCGUAUGAAUGAAGUCUACACACGACUGGGAGAGAUGACCAAUGCCAUGAGGAACCUACGAGAUGUUCUGGACCUAGACAGUAGAGUUUCUCCUGCUGAGGUUGUGAACCAGGUGGCCAGACUGGUCUCCACGAGACACACAGCAGGAUUCCCGGACCUGCUGGGAGACGCUGACAUUGACAGCAUCGUCAUGAAAGUGAAACAGCACGACAAAUUCUUUCCUGCUUUCCAUGCUCUCUUUACAGAGAUCUUACACACUCUAGUGUGGUGCUUUGAAACAGCUGACAUCAUGAAAUUCUGAGCAGCAGUCAUUUACAGGGAUCAUUUCAGGAGUGAGCCACCUGGAUGACGUCCUUCCAGCUCUGAAGUCUUUGACAGAAACAGCACAGUGAGCUGCUGUUGUGUUUCGUUCAUUGUCCUGUGUGUGUGAAUUUUUGUUUUUAGUCAAACCUCUGGAUGAAUGUGGUGGGAUCACUGCUUGGCCUCUUCUCUAAUGACCUUUUAACCCAUGAGUAACCAUUACUACUUUGCUCAAAAAAAUGAAAAGGAAGACUUUGUAAACAUCAGAUGUCAAUAGGAAGAUAAUCAUGCUGAUAUCUAUUCUGAUAUGGACUGGUUAAUGUGUUAGGAAAGAAAGGAUGCGACAUUAUUUGAUGGAAAUUAGAAUUAUCAACCUACAGAGGGCUGAAUUCAAAGACACCCUGCAAAUCAAAGUGAAGAAAUGAUGCAGCCCCCACAUGCUUGCAUGCAUGCCUGGCAUGCUCCUAAUAAGAGGACAGAUGAUGUCCUGGGGGAUCUCCUCCCAGAUCAGCAUCAGGGCCUUUGAGCUCCUGUUGCCACCUGAUGGACCAAAACAUAAUGCCCCAGAAGUUUUCUAUUAGAUUUAGGUCAGGUGAGUGUGGGGGCCAGUCAGAGGUAUCAAUUCCUUCAUCCUCCAGGAGCUGCCUGCAUACUCUCACUGCAUGAGACCAGGCAUUGUCAUGCACCAGGAAGAAUCCAGGACCCACUGCACCAGCAUAAGGUCUGAAAGUGGGUCCAAGGAUUUCUCUCUAGAGCUCUCCUAGAGUUGCUGUACUCUGUGUAUGUUACAGGAGUGUCUCCUGGUACCUCCUCCAUGCUCUGUGACUGUGCUGGGAGACACAGCAAACCUUCUGGCAAUGGCACCUAUUGAUGAGCCAUCCUGGAGGAGUUGGACUACCUGUGCAGCCUCUGUAGGGUCCAGGUAUGAC